Molecule: messenger RNA, 354 nt
Organism: Rotaria sp. Silwood2
Lineage: Eukaryota; Metazoa; Rotifera; Eurotatoria; Philodinida; Philodinidae
Source: the annotation of a GenBank genome assembly
AUGCACGGAUUUGUGGUUACUCCAGAUGGUCAAGAUCAUUUUAAAUUACAAUUGCAGACACCACCAGUUCAUGCACUUGGUGAUCAAGUUAGAGUUGAGUUUAAAGUUAAACCAAAUUGGUAUUACAAUGGGACGCGAUGUGCUGAAUUCAACACCAUCGUUUUUGAUCGAAAAAAUUGGCAACAACCACAACAAGUUGAUAUGUCGUUUGUUGAUUACGGUUGUUGCACAUAUGCAAUUACUGCAAACGGUGGUGGAUACGAUUGGCAAUAUGCAGUAUCAACAUUUGUUGUUUAUGCCUGCGAUGGACAAGCUGGAUAUGGUUGCAAAGGCAAAGAACCAUGUGGAGCUUGA